AGAAGAGAGAGAGAGAGAGAGAGAGAGAGAGAGACUUCGCCUUCUCGCUCUCGAUCCGUUCUUCGGUGCUAUCCGUGGUAUCAUCGUUCCAUCGCUCGGUGAAUCUUUAGAACAACAAUAUCUGCGAAUCAUCGAGCGCCGCGCCCAAUCGAAACCCUUUCGCUUUCUCAUCUGAUCGCCGAAGCUCCCUUCCCUUCUCUCCCUUCAUGGCCGCCGCCGCCUCCUCGGCCGCCGAUCCCUCGGCGAGCUCCUCGUCCCCGCGUUCCGGCCGCGUCGCCCGCCACCCUCGGAGCCACGUCGUUCGCGGCGAGCCUGAUGCUCCUGCUGCCGGCACCCCACCUUCGCACUCCUCUCCGCCGCCUCCUCUACCGGCCGUCGUGAUCCCGUCCCAGGAGACCGCCGAUCGGUCCCCUCGGAAGCCGCCGCCGGAGGACCUGCCUCCGUCAUCAGAAGCCGCCGGAGGGAAGAAACAGGCCUGGAAGCGGCCGGCCAAUGGCUCGAUAGACGCAGGCGCCGCCGUGAUGGGCGGAGCGGCCUCCUGGCCUGCCCUCUCUGAGUCCGCUAAGGCCUGCCCUAGAUCGCCCUCCUCCGAUGCUUUGAAGCCCCAUUCCGAUGGACUGCUCUCUGCCUCUCUGGGGCAUGCAAUCUCGACUUCUUUGCCAAAGACAAACUCGAAUCCAUCUUCACCAGCACGCCAAAAAUCAAUGAAACGUGGCGGCAGCGGCGGCGAUGGUGGCAGUGGUGAACCUACUGAUGGCGGAGCAGCGUUGCCAUCGCCACCAUCAGCUUCAUCUCCUUUGCCUCUGGCGAACUUGGACAAGCAGGCACCUCCAGAAAUCUCACCUCGAGGGAAAACAACCAAGAACACCUCCAAUUGGGACCAUAGUUCCCCGGGAGGUAGUUUGGGAUCACACGCCCAUGAUGGCGGCGACCACCUAAGAAGCUAUGGUUUCAACCAGAGGUGGAAAAAUGGCAGUGGUGCUGGGUCUCAUCACAACAACUUUGGCAGCCGCUACGAUCAGGAGCGCGGAGGUUAUGAAGGAUAUCGUCGGAAUGCUGGUGGGAGAGACAUCCAUAUGCAGCAGCGUGGUGCUCGGCCCUAUCUUAGGCCACCUGCGCCGCCUGUAACACCCCCCUUCCUCAGCCCUCCUCCUCAAGUCCUACCUUAUGGGAAUCAAAUUGUCUUCCCUGAUAUGUCUUCUCCUAUAUUUUAUGUUGCCACUCAGCCACCUCCUGAGGGUGUACCUUUUGUUCCUCAUCCGGCAGUGCCCUCUGCAAUGUUCAUCCCAGCUAUUGAUCCACAGUGUGCUAGCUUACUGAAGCAGAUAGAUUACUAUUUCAGCUCUGAUAAUUUGUGUAGAGAUGUUUUUUUGAGGAAUAACAUGGAUGAGAAAGGAUGGGUUCCAAUAUCAUUGAUUGCUGGAUUCAACAGAGUGAGGCAAUUAACAACCAGCAUAGACUUCAUAUUGGAUACAUUGCGGUUAUCAACUGUAGUGGAAGUACAGGGUGACAAAGUAAGGAAGCGUAAUGACUGGAUGAACUGGGUUCUGCCACCAAGUAAUGUUUCCGGUCAAUCUCCAGCAACACUGAACUCUGAUAACCUGGCAGCUUGUUUGCAAUCUGUUGGACUAGAUGGUGCUGCUGUUUGGAGUAGCACGAGAGUACCAAAUCAUGGCGAGAGAUUUCUCAGUAGAUCAGCAUCUGGGAACCUGAGGAACCAGUUACAAGUGGCAGUAAAUAGCGAUCGGGAUGAUACUGGGAAAGUCAUUGGACUUGCAGAUUCAGAUCGCACCAAAUCUGGAAGAAGUCUAUUCAGGAGUGAUACAUUAUGAGAAUCACUAGCCGCAAAUGGGAUGAUCUCAAGGGUUUGUAAGGUAAAGAGUAAUGUUUGCCAUGCCAGAAUUUGAGAGUAUUGGUCUCAGGUUGAAGAAAAAAAGGACAAAAAACAAGAGAAAAUUUAAAAAGAAGAAGAAAAUUGAAGAGAAAAGGGAAACAUAUAUACAAAGUUACAAAUAUCAGGUUCUACACAUGGGCAGAUGGUGCUGUCUGAUGGUGAUAUCUCGUUACUUUCUUCUUUUGACAAUAGCACAUAUCUAAACUGCUCUUUGAAUUAUUUUGGCUGCGAACUUUGUUUUUUUUUUUUCUUUCUUUCUUCUCGAAGAAGUCUGAACUACGCUCAUUUUAAGUUACAGGGAUGAAAUUGGUACUACGAACUUAGUCAAGUGACCUUUUGUCCUUGUAUUUGUUUGUGCUCUUUUAUUACAAAGAAACAUAUUGCACAAUAAUAGUCUCCUUUGUUAUCAUUUGAAGAA
Molecule: messenger RNA, 2312 nt
Organism: Musa acuminata subsp. malaccensis (wild Malaysian banana)
Lineage: Eukaryota; Viridiplantae; Streptophyta; Magnoliopsida; Zingiberales; Musaceae
Product: la-related protein 1B
Molecular function (GO): RNA binding
Source: RefSeq, a predicted model, not a curated record